GUGAAUGUGAAAUGGAUUAAAUUGAAAUGGAUACCCACGGGAUGGACCUGUUUGCUGUGGCAGUCCAUGAGUUUGGCCAUGCCAUUGGAUUAACCCACAUCUCUGCCACUGAGUCAAUCAUGAGGCCAUAUUACCAAGGCCCUGUUGGAGAUCCCCUGAAAUAUGACCUCCCUUAUGAAGACAAAGUUCGGAUCUGGCAGCUGUAUGGGGUUCGGGAGUCCGUGUCCCUAACAGCAAAACCUGAGAUAUCCAAAACAAAUGACCACCCCAUCUUGCUGGACUUGCCAGAGAAUCGUUCCACUAUCCCGCUCAGACAAGAUGUGCCUAACAGAUGCAACACUCACUUUGAUGCAGUGGCUCAGAUUCGUGGGGAGGCUUUCUUCUUCAAAGCACAACAAAAGACAUGCUUUUACAACCAUCUCCCUCAGGAAGAGAAUGGAAGUGCUUCAAGAGUAUACAGAGAGGUAAGUUGGUCCAACCCAGGACCAUCUGGCCAAGGGCAUGCAAAGAGAUUAAGAUGGUCUGCCACAGGAGGCUUAUGGAUCUGGAUGGAUUCCUGAUGGCUCUUGAGGAGUUUCCUGUUGCCUAGGGCUGAUCUCUGGAAUAUGGAAAUAGCCAGGAUAGUCGACCUGUUUGUCCCUAAGUGAUACUCCCACAAAACGGAGCUAAAUAUGCCCCCUGCUUCACUGGGGAGCUGACUGUGACGAAACAAGUGGGACGGAGACUAGAGUGAUACUGGUGGAAGACUUGGAGCAAGUCUGACCAAACACAGGCUAGAACUCAUUGGAAAGUCUAUGCCAUGCCC
Sceloporus undulatus (fence lizard) is the source of this 805-nucleotide messenger RNA. It is a transcript of the gene MMP17, whose product is annotated as matrix metallopeptidase 17. The record is from RefSeq and is a predicted model, not a curated record. NCBI's taxonomy places the organism in Eukaryota, Metazoa, Chordata, Lepidosauria, Squamata, Phrynosomatidae. Gene Ontology annotation, biological process: extracellular matrix organization; collagen catabolic process; proteolysis. Bases 27 to 560 code for a protein of 177 amino acids. Gene Ontology annotation, cellular component: extracellular matrix. Gene Ontology annotation, molecular function: metalloendopeptidase activity; zinc ion binding. The transcript has 5 exons.